Sorghum bicolor (sorghum) is the source of this 1450-nucleotide messenger RNA. Its product is annotated as sphinganine C4-monooxygenase 1. Gene Ontology annotation, molecular function: oxidoreductase activity; iron ion binding. Lineage: Eukaryota; Viridiplantae; Streptophyta; Magnoliopsida; Poales; Poaceae. The record is from RefSeq and is a predicted model, not a curated record. The coding region runs from base 230 to 1057 and encodes 275 amino acids. Gene Ontology annotation, biological process: lipid biosynthetic process. The transcript has 2 exons.
CAUAAAGGCUUUUUGCGAGCACAUGCAAUAAGGUGACUUGACAGCAAACUAGCAUAUAUAGCUAGAGCUGGUGUCUCUUUAGCUAGCUAGCAAAUAAGCAAAGGCCACCACCGCGCACCUCGCCUCAUCACUUCUCUUGCUUCGUCGUCGGCGGCGGCGGCCAGAGCACGCGCGAGCUAGCUGCUCGCGACCGCGUACGUGAAAUUAAAUCCGAUCCGGCAGGCCGGCGAUGGGGCCGUUCAUGAGCGCCGAGGAGCUGGUGGUGACGCUGGCGCCGGUGGUCGUGUACUGGGUGUACGCGGGCAUCUACGAGCUGCUGCUGGCGCGCACCACGGUGCUGGACAAGUACAGGCUGCACUCGAGGCGGGAAGAGGAGACCAAGAACAUCGCCUCCAGGAAGGACGUCGUCAGAGGGGUGCUCCUGCAGCAGGCCAUCCAGGUCGCCAUCUCCGUCGCCGUCCUCAAGCUACCGGGACACGGUGCUGCUGCCGCAGCCAACGCCGACGGUCUCGCGGCGCCGCCGCCGGCGGCGGCGGCGGAGCCGUUCCUGGUGACGGCGACGCGGUUCGGCGUGGCGAUGCUGGUGUACGACGCGUGGCAGUACUUCAUGCACAGGCUCAUGCACUCGGUCCCCUAUAUGUACCGGCGGUUCCACUCGUGGCACCACCGCGUGGCGGCGCCGUACGCGUACGCGGCGCAGUACGGGCACCCCGUGGACGCCGUGCUCACGGAGACGAUGUCGGGCGCCGCCGCGUACCUGGCCUCGGGGAUGUCCCCUCGCGUCGCCGCGGCCUUCUUCAUCUUCGCCACCGUCAAGGGCGUGGACGACCACUGCGGCGUCGCCGUGCCCUGGAACCCGUUCCAGGCCGCGUUCCAGAACAACACCGCCUACCACGACGUGCACCACCAGCGCAGCGGCGGCCGGUGCAACUUCUCCCAGCCCUUCUUCGUGAUCUGGGACCACCUGCUCGGCACGCACGCGCCGUACGUCAUGAGGCACAGGGACGGUGGCGGGCUCGUGGUCAAGGCCUUCAUCAAGGAUCGUAAGAUGCAAUAGUUGCAGGCUGGCCGCGCGCUAGCGCCACGCUACCCCAGCCUCGUUCACAGCUUAGGGUUUUCCCUUACUAAAUUUUUGUCAGCUAAAUUUUAAGCUAAACUUUCAAACACAUCGACUAAAAGGAACUAAAAUAAUUUAGUUUUACUAGUCACUUAAAAAUAGAUAAAAUAAUUUUAGCUGGCUAAAAAUUUAGUAAAGAGAACCAAAUAGAACCUUAGUUUUGGCUCGUUUCACAAGCAGGGCAGUAAAAAUUUUUUAGGUGUGAUAUCAGCUUGUAUAAUGUAUUGAUGUAUGUAUUUUUUCGCGAUCCGGACAUUUCAUUGAUGUAUGCAUUUCACAUAUGAUGAAUGUAUUUCACAUAUAUAUACUAAUAUAUAAUACAUGUAUUAUGUA